Messenger RNA from Cricetulus griseus (Chinese hamster), 975 nucleotides. Lineage: Eukaryota; Metazoa; Chordata; Mammalia; Rodentia; Cricetidae. The record is from RefSeq and is a predicted model, not a curated record.
AUGCUGGCUACAUCCUACAACCACACAAUGGAAUCUCCUGCUACCUUCUUCCUUGUGGGCAUUCCAGGUUUGCAGUCUUCUUAUCUCGGGCUGGCCAUCUCAUUGAGUUCCAUGUACAGCAUAGCUCUCUUAGGAAACACCCUCAUCAUUAUUGUGAUCUGCAUAGAUUCCACUCUACAAGAGCCCAUGUACUUCUUUCUAUGUGUUUUGGCUGCUGUGGACAUUGUUAUGGCUUCUUCUGUGGUACCUAAGAUGGUGAGCAUCUUCAGCUCAGGAGACAGCUCCAUCAGCUUUAAUGCCUGCUUCACUCAGAUGUACUUUAUCCACGCAGCCACAGCUGUGGAGACAGGGCUGCUACUGGCCAUGGCUUUUGAUCGCUAUGUGGCCAUCUGCAAGCCCCUACAUUAUAUGAGAAUUCUCACCCCUCAUGUGAUGCUGGGGAUUAAUAUAACUAUCACCAUUAGAGCUGUUAUUUUCAUGACUCCGUUGAGUUGGAUGUUGAGUCAUUUGCCUUUCUGUGGCUCCAAUGUAGUUCCACAUUCCUAUUGUGAACACAUGGCUGUGGCCAAGUUAACAUGUGCUGACCCCAUGCCCACCAGUCUCUACAGUUUGAUUUUUUCCUCCAUCAUUGUGGGUUCAGAUGUGGCCUUCAUUUCUGCCUCUUAUACUUUGAUCCUCAGGGCAGUAUUUGGUCUGUCCUCAAAGAAUGCACAGAGGAAGGCAUUAAGCACAUGUGGCUCUCAUGUAGGGGUCAUGGCACUGUACUAUCUCCCUGGUAUGGCAUCCAUCUAUGUAGCUUGGCUAGGGCAGGACAAAGUUCCUCUGCACACCCAGGUGUUGUUAGCUGACUUGUACCUGAUUAUCCCACCCACCCUAAACCCUAUCAUUUAUGGUAUUAGGACCAAGCAGAUCCGGGAGCGGAUAUGGAGUCUGCUGAUACAUUGCUUCUUUCACCAGUCCACUCAAGGUUCAUGA